AUGAACCCCGGUGCCUGCUUGUCUGCUCUCAUGGCAGUGCCCUUUCCUCCACCCUUUCCUGGCGCCCAGCACCGGCCACCCUGGGAGCAGCACCUGCCACCUCCCAUCACCCCAGCAUUCCCUCCUGGCAGCAGCCUGCUGCUGCCAGCUUUCCCCAGGACGCCUUUGGUGGCUAAUGGUGGCCGUGGACCCAGUGCCCCCAGGGCUUGCAACCUCACUGUCCAAGUCAGGUCACAAGGGAGGACAGUGGAGGCCCCCAAGACUCAGACCUUUAUUGUUACUCAGGGCCCCCUCACCUGGAGUGCUCCAGGGGCCCUCAGCGGGAGUGCUGCAUGUCCUGCACCCAUAUUCUUAGCAACCCCUGUGAUGGAGACCAUUGUGACUACUCCAGCUGUUGGAGUUACUCAGGCUGGCAAGGGAGGCUGGACCCCAGGCUUUCCUCCGCAAGCUCCACCACCAGCUGCCCAGCUGACCCCUAUCAUUCACCCAGUGAACUCUGGGCCUUGGCCACAUGGCACUUCCAGGGAGGGAAGCCUGGCCACCAACCAGCCCUAUGCCUCGCAGGGUGACUGCUCUAACACCCAGAGCGUGUACAGUAACUUCCGACGUUGGCAGUGCCUCAAGCCACUAGCCCGGAGACACCUUCCCCAGAGUCCUGAUGCAGAAACUCUUUCCUGCUUUCUCAUCCCAGUGCUUCAAUCCCUGGUCCACCUGAAGCCCACCAUGUCUCUGGAGGAGGGACUGUGCAGGGCCUUGCAGGAAUGGCAGCACAGAAGCAACUUUGACCAGAUGAUCUACUACAAGAUGGUGGAAAAGUUCAUGGAAUUUGAGGCCGAGGAGGAGAUGCAGAUACAGAAGUUGCAGUGGAUGCAGUGCACGCAGGACCUGCCUCCUCCAGCCCCACUGAAGCUGGAUCUUCAAGGGCCCCCAGUCCCAAAAGCGGGCCUUCAGCCAGGCACCCAGGCUCCCACUGGAGUUGAAGGCACAGUUGCCCCCCUUACCUCCCCUCUCCAACAGUGUAUGAGGCUUCAGGUGGUCCUGACCCACCCACACCCACAUCAAUGUCCCCCAAACAAUGCCUUCACCAACGUGCGCUCGGUGGUCAGGAGGUGGACCGGGAGUCCCUCACCUUCCUUCCCUUCCUCUUGCUCUGCCUCAGCCUGUGCUCCCAGGAUGUCCGGCCACAAGGCCCAGCCCUCCCGCCCAAAGCCACACAGGUCCCAGAGGCCCCCGGAGCCCAAGGCACCCAACGAGAUUCCCCCUGAGGCUGUGAGCGAGUAUAUGGACAACAUGGAGGUGCUGGUGGGGCCCGUCCACUCAGCCACAGGCGAGUCAGAUGCAGAAUGUGGAGAGGACGGAAAUGAGCUGAAGCAGGAAGAGGAUGGCACCUACUCUGACCCAGGCCUCUUGAGCUACAUUGACAAGCUCUGUUCCCAGGAGGACUUUGUCACCAAGGUGGAGGCAGUCAUUCACCCUCAAUUCCUGGCAGAAUUGCUUUCCACAGAUGCACACGUGGAUCUCUUGGCCCUAGCAGAGGAGCUGGAGCAGGAGGAAGGGCUCACCCCCGAAGAACUGGUGCAGAAAUUAGUCCUGGCCUUGAAAGAGGACAAGGGUGUGCGGGCAGCCCCGAGUCACAGUGCACUCGGAAUGCGCUCAAGUCCUUCUGAGUCUGACGCCGGCCAAGGUACCCAGAGGCAUGACCAAGACCCCCAUCUAGAGGGUCAAAGGUGCACUGGCCCUCUACUGGGAUCCAAGGAUGCGUCUGUUCUCAGAGAGGCCUCUACUGUUCGGGAGGCCCGAGGGCCCAGGGACAUGUCCAGUGAGGACGAGGAGGAGCUCCCCAGCCUGACCUUCCUCUUCAGCUCUCUGCAGAGCCUGCUGCCUUGCUGGUUGUCCCAGAGUGCUGCCCAUGCCUCAGGCCUGGCCUCUCCUGGAGGUUGGGGUCCCAGUGCUCCCCAGGCCCCCUCCCCUCAGAGAAAAGGCCUCAGCCCAGCUCCACCAGCCACUCCAAAGUCAAGGAAGCAGGCUCUGUGUGGACACCCAGCCACUGCUGAGAAACUACCCAUCCCCGGGGCUGGCCUCGGGGUCUCUGGGAGGCCAGGCUUGGCUCUGGGGCUGGCUCGCCCCUCACAACCGAGAAAGAGAAAGCGUGACCCGUUUGUCACAGAGAAGAGUAGGAAGAGGAGAAGAAGCACUGCAGCCGGUAGGGAACAGCUGGGCCGGCCCUCCAGGGUGGCCCCGAGUGGAACCUAG
This is a messenger RNA of Lipotes vexillifer (Yangtze River dolphin), 2253 nucleotides long. Its product is annotated as NUT family member 2F-like. Lineage: Eukaryota; Metazoa; Chordata; Mammalia; Artiodactyla; Lipotidae. The record is from RefSeq and is a predicted model, not a curated record.